AUGCCUUCCAUCCUCUCAGUCACGAUCCAAUCCGCCAUUCUCAAGGCCGCCGCAAACUUCACAGCCCAAACGCUCACUCUGUGGAACGUGCAGUCCCUUGACUCAGUGAACUGGACCCGCGUUGUUGAGUUUGCGAUAUUUGGUAUUGUGUCCGCGCCGCUGGCAUCAGUGUGGCAGCAAUUUCUCGAGGAUAGUUUUCCCAGCGUAACGAAUGUCAGCUUGGCACACCCAGAUUCUGACCUGUUCAAUGACUCCUCCGAGGAACCCGUCGCCGCCGAAGAAAAGGCGAAAUCAACAGCAGAACUCAAUUGGCGAAAUACUUUGACAAAGCUGAUUCUGGAUCAAACAGUCGGCCAGUUCGUCAUCAACCUCACGUUCUUGAUCUGCACAAACAUUUCACAGCUUCAGAGCUGGCACUCGCUCCUCGAGGAGGUUCAGACGCGCAUCUUCAGUAUCAUCUGGGCGAGUUGGAAGGUGUGGCCAUGGGUGGCUCUGAUCAACUUCAUAUGGGUUCCAGUCCAAUGGAGAGUGACUGUAACUUCGUUGGUCGGCUUCUGCUGGAACGUCUUUCUGAGCACCUGGUCAAUGCAUGACAAGCCAUAG
Fonsecaea monophora is the source of this 603-nucleotide messenger RNA. RefSeq lists its product as hypothetical. The coding region runs from base 1 to 603 and encodes 200 amino acids. Lineage: Eukaryota; Fungi; Ascomycota; Eurotiomycetes; Chaetothyriales; Herpotrichiellaceae. The record is from RefSeq and is a predicted model, not a curated record. Gene Ontology annotation, cellular component: cytoplasm; membrane. The transcript has a single exon.